Baudoinia panamericana UAMH 10762 is the source of this 693-nucleotide messenger RNA. RefSeq lists its product as uncharacterized. The coding region runs from base 107 to 340 and encodes 77 amino acids. The record is from RefSeq and is a predicted model, not a curated record. The transcript has a single exon. Lineage: Eukaryota; Fungi; Ascomycota; Dothideomycetes; Mycosphaerellales; Teratosphaeriaceae.
GUGAGCCCCGGAAAUCUAACGAUUGCCGUAGAGGCGGAGCUUUGUCCAGUGACGCCACGUCUUCGACCUCCGUAUACCGCGUGACUAGUUUAUCUACUCCUACCUAAUGUCCGGUUUUGUGGCGUUGUUCAUCAAGCCAAGGCCGCAACACCUGAAGGUGAAUGCUGACCCUCGGGUCCGCGGCUCGAUACUCCGCGGUUCGAUGUACACGGUCGAGCUGAUGUCGGAGGUAAAUUUGUCAGGUGUUUUGAUCUUUGGAAAUGAGCUUCACGCGGUGCUCAUCACCAAACGCCACAUCACCAAACGCCAUACUUUUGAGCAGGCCAGUCCGCAGUCAUGAGGUCAAGAAUGAGGUGACUAGCAAGUGCCGAUGGCGGCUCUAUGAUUCUCGAUCUAUGAGUGCCUCAGUCAGUAUUACAACGAUUCUUCGUGAGAGCAGGAUAUGAAGCGUCCGAAUGUGGAAGCAGGCACAGGCCUCCGUGGAGCCGACAGUUUGAAUACCCGAACGGGCAUGGUCUGGACAUUGGAGAGACCUCUCCUCACGUCCACAGAUCUCCGUCCAGCAUGUUUUUGUCAAUGCGGAGUGCAGCUUCAGGGUUUGACGGCCUAGACUAAUCCAGUCUUGUGGCGGAUGAGUGGGUUAUCCACGUGGGGCUCCAGGUCGAGUCCGCUUAUAUGAGUCGUUGGUGCACU